GGUCGUCUCUCGGCCCUUGCGCUUGCGUACUACGGCUCGUUCCCGUCACCGCGGCCCGGAUCGGGAAGUGUCUAGUGGGAACCGGGUUCCCCCGCCUUUGCCGUAGCUACUGCUGAACCCGGACGCCUCAUCCCGGCCGGGCACUACCGCCAUGACGAACGUGUACUCCUUGGAUGGAAUUCUGGUGUUUGGUUUGCUCUUUGUUUGCACCUGCGCCUACUUCAAGAAAGUACCUCGUCUCAAAACCUGGCUGCUCUCAGAGAAGAAAGGAGUUUGGGGUGUGUUUUACAAAGGUAAGGUCUUAUCUGGACACAGAGAGGAGAUGGCAGUUUCUGGGCAGGUGUGGGCAACAGACUGCUGUGAUUGGGACCCGACUGCAUGCUGCUGUUGCAAUUGCCUGCAUUGUAAUGGCUUUUUACGUCCUGUUUAUCAAAUGAAUUCCAAAGUAUCCUACUCAUCAACUGCCAACCAAGGGGAUAAAGAUGAAGAACUUGUCGGAUACCUGGACCCAGUGUAGGAGAGUUCAGCUAAAAUCAUCGGUAUCCCUAAGAUGAUACCGCAGCAUCUGCCUGCCAUAUGUGGGGAAAACUCAUGGUCACAAACAUUAUUUUUGCUCCAGGGGACUCCAGAAAGCCAACUUUUUGAUCUCUGUAUUAAUCAGCCCUCAGCAGCAAGCAUAUAUCUUCAGAUAAAUCACACCCCUUAGUGAUAUGAUUAUAUACCUCCUGCUUAAAAACCUGGGUCCGGUGGUAGCUCAGUGGUAGAGCAUUUGCUUAGCAUUGUCAAGGUCCUGGGUUUGAUCCCCAACACUGAAAAAAACAAAAAAACAAGCUACACUUGGUCAUCUAUUUUGCUCUUCAGUUCCUCAUCAGGACCUUUUAAAACUGAGGGUCAUUAGGGAAGGAUAUAGGCUGUGUUCAGACUUCCUGGAAGUCAAGACUUUUUUUAAAGACAGGGUCUCAUAUAUAGCCCUGGCUGUCCUGGAGCUCUCUAUGUAGACCAGGCUGACCUCGCCUGCCUCUGCGUCUUGAGUGCUGGGAUUAAAGGCGUGUUCCAGAAGA
Messenger RNA from Mesocricetus auratus (golden hamster), 1061 nucleotides. RefSeq names its product transmembrane protein 167B (gene Tmem167b). Lineage: Eukaryota; Metazoa; Chordata; Mammalia; Rodentia; Cricetidae. Bases 152 to 517 code for a protein of 121 amino acids. The transcript has 4 exons. The record is from RefSeq and is a predicted model, not a curated record.